This is a messenger RNA of Eriocheir sinensis (Chinese mitten crab), 992 nucleotides long. RefSeq lists its product as uncharacterized. Bases 128 to 631 code for a protein of 167 amino acids. NCBI's taxonomy places the organism in Eukaryota, Metazoa, Arthropoda, Malacostraca, Decapoda, Varunidae. The record is from RefSeq and is a predicted model, not a curated record. The transcript has 3 exons.
AUCAGUGUGGUUCAGACCGGCUUGGAGGGAGGGUGUUGUGCUGCGGUGCUCCGGUGCUGUGACUUGGGGCUCUGGAGGUGGUGAAGGCGGUGGUGAUGAGCGGUGCUGUGGCGGUGGUGACGCGGAGAUGAUGAUGGUGAUGCUGUGGGUGCUGUGUGGUGCCCUGCUGUCCGUGGCGUCCGCUGCGGGCGGCGCGCGGUCCUGCUAUCACUGCCGGGUGCGGGAGAGCUGCCUGACGGAGGGUGAGGCCAAGGUGCGGCGCUGCGCCCCCGCCGUCGACCACUGCGUCAGGAAGCUCACCCUCAGCAGAGUCACAGGAGUGGCCGUGACGGAGAUGUACUGCGGCGGGCGGGACUUCCUGAACGCCGCGCGGGACCGGGGCUUGGUGGAGGAGCGCUGCUACACGGAGGAGGAGGAGCUGGUGCUGGUGGAGGGCCGCGACCGCCGCACGACCACCACCGUCUGUUACUGCGCCGCCGACCUCUGCAACGCCCACCCGCCUCCGCCCGCGCCUCCUGCUGCCUUGGUCUUCCUCCUCCCUCUCCUCCUCGUCUUCCUCCACUCAGUUAGUUGUGUGUCCGUUCUUCCGUUUUCGUCUUCGUCGUCGGUGGUUGAGUCUUUGAGAACGUGACGGCGUGUUUGAGUAUGUGUGUGUGUGUGUGUGCGUGUGUGUUUUAUAUAAGGGAUGUAGUUGUUAAUAUCGUUGUUAGUUCCUCCUCCUCCUCCUCCUCCUCUCUUCCUCCUCCUCCUCCUCUUCCAUAUAGCACACGUUGAACUGUGAUAUUGUAUUUUUUAUUGCUAUUAUUAUUACUAUAUCAUUACUACAUAUAAGCUUCAUGCGUGUGUGUGUGUGUGUGUGUGUGUGUUUUGCAGUGUAAGCUGAGUACUAUUACCCCAUGAAAGAUAAUAUGUACUUAGAGAGAGAGAGAGAGAGAGAGAGAGAGAGAGAGAGAGAGAGAGAGAGAGAGAGAGAGAGAGAGAGAGAGAGAAAA